UAUUUGUUUCAUUUUGUACUUCUAUCUAAUGUACAUAAAUCAUAUUUACUUUUAGACACCAAUUCUGGCACAAUAUCGAUAAAACGUGUAACAACCCAAACCGAGUUACUUCAACUAUCAACAAUCGCCAAUGUAACUGGUGAAGUGUCUACCUAUCAAGACACCAAGCACAGUGGAGUGGAUCGUCACAUUCACACCGAGGACGAUCAUACCUCUCCAGUGCCAUCAAUAUGGUUUAUUCUGCUUGGUUCAUUGUCCUCCCUUUGUAUCAUUGGGUGUAUUCUCUUUAUACCCUCGCAGAAAAAGAAGUUGACGUUCAUAGGUACUCAAACUCAACGCUUUUCAGGGAUAAGACGGGUUUUUCUUUCUUGCUUUAAUCAAGAUCGUCAACAAGAACUGAUCCAGGAGUCCGAAGACAUUGAACUCUCUAAUGUUAACAGAACACAGGUAUGUGGACAGGAAGAAGACGACAGUCCGUACUCUGAGAUCAGAUAUUCCCAGUUCAUCGGGGGAGCCAACACAGUCGGAGCAUGUAUGAACACAUCGUUAUGUGCCAUGCAGAAGUGUGACUCAGACAAACAUCAUGACAAGUCAGAAAAACAGAACAUUUACCAAAAGUCUAUGAUUAAAAAUGAAUACGAUCACGUAAACCUGAAAGUGAAAUUUUCAGACAUGGGGUAUGAUAGGAAUCUCAGUUUACCACAUUCCAAUGAUGAGGAAUACGUUUCCCUCAUGAACAAGCCAUCACUUAGAAAAGAAGUCCGACCAAUGGAUGGUUCAAAAUGUCACAAUGUGACUCUUCCCAAAACCAAGAUAACAGAUUGCAACAAAAUUGGUGAAAAGGAAAGCAAACCCCAGGGUCAAUUAACAGGAAACAGAUUACAACUAGAAUCCAAACAAGAAGUUGACAACGAUAUCUCAGAAAACACCAAACACAAUUAUGUAGCCGCUGAUAGACAGCUUGACCCACAGAGUGACGACAGACCAUAUAGUUUGGCUGAGGGGUUGUCAAAAAACAAUUUAAGUGAAACGGGUUUGCCAGAAAACGAUUUUAAUAAAACAGAUCACAGAAACAGUGAAACAGAAGCACAGCCAAAUCAAUCAAAACUUAAUUUUUCUGAAAAUUUAAACUUGUCAAAUAACGAUUUAAGUGAAGCAUUAGAGAAUUCUGUUUACUCAAUGAACAUCGAUAUCCCUGGGAAAAGAGAAGACAUAAGUAGAGUGGGAAACAAUGGUCAGUCGAGCACAAGACCUUACAGUUUUGCAAAAAUACCAUAGUUUAAAUCAAAAUGCAUACCUUUUACCGGGAGCAAAACUCAUCAAUAGACUGUAAAUGAUGAUUAUAUUAACACAAAAUGAUAAAAUGGUUGAGUUUUUUAAAGACUGUUCAAUUUGAAAACGUUUGUUUUGAAUAAAUAAAGA
This is a messenger RNA of Magallana angulata, 1422 nucleotides long. RefSeq lists its product as uncharacterized. The annotation marks the transcript as partial. NCBI's taxonomy places the organism in Eukaryota, Metazoa, Mollusca, Bivalvia, Ostreida, Ostreidae. The transcript has 3 exons. The record is from RefSeq and is a predicted model, not a curated record.